Zingiber officinale is the source of this 3240-nucleotide messenger RNA. Its product is annotated as disease resistance protein RPS2-like. Gene Ontology annotation, molecular function: ADP binding. The record is from RefSeq and is a predicted model, not a curated record. Bases 264 to 3068 code for a protein of 934 amino acids. The transcript has 2 exons. NCBI's taxonomy places the organism in Eukaryota, Viridiplantae, Streptophyta, Magnoliopsida, Zingiberales, Zingiberaceae.
UCUAAUUAUCCAAAAAAUAUCUCAUACUCUGAGCGCCAAAGGGGAUCAACCUUUAGGUCUGCCUCGCCCCGGCGACCUCGCCAUCGUCGUCGUGGGCACCGAAGCCGAAGGAUCGGAAGGGUUACUCUUACUGGGAGGGGGAGAAAGAGAAAAGAGAAAGAUAUUUUUUAUGGAUUUUCCCAAUUCUCUCUCGAUAGGGCGACAGGUAUGAUCGUCUUCUCUUCAUUCAGCUAUCUUCAACGUUCUGUAUCCACACCACGGGAAUGGAUCUUAUCAACCCUGGAGCGACCUUGAUCACUAAACUAUGGGAUCUGAUUGCGCUCAAGCUGGCUUUCAUCGUCAACGCCGGAGAUAACGUCAGACGUCUGCGCCUUCCCAUGAACCGGCUCAAGGACAAGAGCAUCGACGUAGCGAACAGAGUCUCAGCCGCCAAAGCUCAGCUGCUGACACCCACCCAAGAGGUUCUCGGUUGGCUCCGCCGGGUUGAAGAACUCGAAGCCGAAGUGAGCGCGAUCGAGCAAGAUUUCCUCAACCAGCCUACGUGUUUCUGCUCCUGCCAUUACGACCUUUGUUCAAGCUACAGGAUUGGCCGGAAAGUAAAACGGAAGGCUUCAGAGGCCACUGCGAUGGAAGCGAAGAGCUUCGACGUCGUGGCCACCGACGACUCAGCUCCGGCGGUCGCACUCGACCUUCCCACGCGGCCGGACGUCGGCGUUGAAUCACCGUUGGAGAACGCUUUCCAGUACCUGUUCGACGACCAAAGAUGCGUUAUCGGGGUGCACGGCAUGGGCGGUGUCGGGAAAACAACCCUGCUCAGAAGAAUCAACAAUUCGUUUGUGGGAAGGUCCGACUUUGACCUAGUCAUUAUGGUCGAAGCUUCUCUAGAUUUCAAGAUCGAACACCUGCAGCAGGCGAUCGCAGAUAGAGUCGGACUUCCACUGAGUCAAAAUGGCACAAGUAAAUCUUGGGCUAUUGAGAUCAAAAGGUCUUUGAAUAGGAAGAAGUUCUUGCUGCUCCUAGACAACAUCUGGGAUCCCAUAAAUCUUACAGAUGCUGGAAUACCCACGGGGCCGAGCAAGUGCAAGAUCGUGAUUUCCUCUAGAUUCGAGUCUACCUGCGCGCAAAUGGGUGCGGAGAAGAAGAUCAAAAUGGAAUGUUUGACUCCGGAUAAAGCAUGGGAGCUGUUCCGACAGAACCUGAGCGGCGACUUGCUAAACGAUCCGGAGAUCGAAGACCUCGCGAAGCAGGUGGCGGAAGAUUGUAAUGGUCUGCCCCUUGCUCUCGUUGUCGUCGCCGCUACCAUGUCAACAAGAACAACUCGUGAAGAGUGGCAGUACGCAGUGAGGCAGAUGCGCAAGAUGCAUCUCGAGAGCCUAGUUCCAUUAGAGGCAAACUUGAUUCCGACGCUAAAGCUAAGCUACGACAACUUGCCCAAUGACCAGCUCAAGCUGUGCUUCUUGAGUUGCUCAUUUUACCCCAGAGGUCACUCGAUUCUGAAAGAAGAGCUCAUAGAGUCCUGGAUGGGUCUUGGCUUCUUGGAAGAGCAUAAUGACAUCAAUGAAAUCUAUCAGAAAGGGCAUUUUUUGAUAGGUAAACUAAGGGAGGCUUCCUUAGUGGUACCUGGGGAUGAUGAGAGGCGCGUAAAAGUGCAUGAUAUCAUUUGUGCCUUGGCCUUGCAUAUAUCUAGUGUUGGAUUGACACCUCGAACGGAGAAGGCUUCAUCUUCAUCUUCAAGAUCUGAUCCUGAGAAGAUUUGGGCUGUGGAUGCUGGAACUGGUUUGACAGACAUACGCGCUGACUACUUAGAAGGCUCAUCGAUUGAACGCCUUUCGUUAAUGCACAACAACAUUGACACCUUGCCGGAGAAAACAGAUUUCCCUGAAUUGUUGUCGCUAAUGUUGCAGUGUAAUGAUUCCUUGCCGCGAGUUUUUCCACGAGGUUUUUUUAAAGGCAUGGGAUGUCUCCAGUACUUGGAUCUGUCCAACACGACAGUGGAAGAUAUUCAUGGAAUUGGCCAAUUAUUGUGCUUGGAGCAUCUGAAUCUAUCUGGGACUCCCAUCAGCAAAUUGCCACAAGAAAUACGAUUUCUGACCAGGCUCAAGUAUCUUUACUUGAUAAAUACAUACAGUCUUGAGAUUAUUUUUGCCAAAUCAUUUUCAGGCUUGCAUAACUUGAGAGUGUUCAAUGCUUAUGGAAGUUCUUUUCGAUUCUGGGCAACUGAUGGUGCAGCUGAUGUCGAUAGAGCAAGUCUCAGUGAACUGAAUGAGUUGAUAAACUUAAAAGCUCUUGGUAUUUCAGUAGGAACACACUCAACUUUUCAGAAGCUUUUCGACAUGUCAAUUCCUAUCAGAUAUCUGUAUAUAUCCGAUCCAGAUACUGCACCGAUCGACAUUUCUUUCAACCAGCUGCGAUUACCAUCUAAUACUCUCCGGUCGAGAAGCAAAAUAGACGCAUCACUUUUAGAAAUGACUAUAAAAAACUGCCAAGAUUUAGAGGUUGUGACAAUUGGUGAAGACAGGAAAGGCGAACCUGAAAAUGCGGAUGGAGGUUUUUGUCGCCUAUGCACUUUCAAAGGCCUAGAAAAGCUUCAUCUGUUGCAUCUCGGCAAACUUAGCAAUAUCACAUGGAAUGGAGUUAAGCCUUGCGAGUAUUUCCCUCGCCUUAGGCUCUUGAGAAUUGUUGGUUGUGACAAGUUGAGAAGCAUCACUUGGACCAAGCAACUCCCUGGCCUUGUGAAGCUCUACAUUUCUGGGUGUUCUGAAGUUCAACAAAUAAUCGCUGAAGAGGAUGAAGAUGUUGAACAAGAAGGGCGAGAAGUCUUUCCCAGACUUAAGGAGUUCAUCCUCAGGGAUCUACCAAAAUUGACCAGCAUCUACCAGCGUACCUUGCCUUUCCCCAACUUGGUGUCUCUUCAAGUAUUUAGAUGCCCAAAGCUUGCGAGUCUGCCUUUCGGAGAAGGCAGUGCAUGCCGCUUGCAAGAAAUCCAUGGCGGUAAAGAGUGGUGGGGAAAUCUAAAAUGGGCGAAUAGGGCUUCUUUCGACAGGCAUUUCAAGCAAGCAGCUAGUUGAGCCCCCGUCUUCUUUCUCCAUGUUUUGUGCCGUUGCUACUUUGGGAUUCUGUAUUGCUUAAUAUUGUAGUGUGCAUUUGCUUUUAGUGUUUCCAUUUCCGGUCGAGUAUUUCAUUUGUAUUCUCUGUUGGUAUUCAUCUCAAUCUAAUAAAAGGAGAAUAAAGUUUUGAUUU